Odobenus rosmarus divergens (Pacific walrus) is the source of this 462-nucleotide messenger RNA. It is a transcript of the gene PHLDA2, whose product is annotated as pleckstrin homology-like domain, family A, member 2. Gene Ontology annotation, molecular function: phosphatidylinositol phosphate binding. Gene Ontology annotation, biological process: placenta development; positive regulation of apoptotic process. NCBI's taxonomy places the organism in Eukaryota, Metazoa, Chordata, Mammalia, Carnivora, Odobenidae. The transcript has a single exon. The coding region runs from base 55 to 450 and encodes 131 amino acids. The record is from RefSeq and is a predicted model, not a curated record.
GUCCGCCUGGGCGCAUCGCCCGCGCCGCCGCCGCCCGAGCGCGCAACCUGCGACAUGAAGACGCCCGGCGAGGUGUUGCGCGAGGGCGAGCUGGAGAAGCGCAGCGACAGCCUGUUCCAGCUGUGGAAGAAGAAGCGCGGCGUGCUCACCCCUGACCGCCUGCGCCUGUUCCCCGCCGGCCCCGGCGCGCGCCCCAAGGAGCUGCGCUUCCACUCCAUCCUCAAGGUGGACUGCGUGGAGCGCACCGGCAAGUACGUCUACUUCACCAUCGUCACCACGGACCGCAAGGAGAUCGACUUCCGCUGCGCGGGCGAGAGCUGCUGGAACGCGGCCAUCACGCUGGCGCUCAUCGACUUCCAGAACCGCCGCGCCCUGCAGGACUUCCGCAGCCGCCAGGAGCGCGCCGCGCCCGCCGCGCCCCCGGAGCCCUGGCCGGCCCGCGCGCCCUGAGCGCCGCCGCGG